AUAAGAAGCCUGGCCAAGAAGUGAAGAAAAGAUGGCGAACUUAACGUUGACUUUUAUAUUUCUCGCCUUUUCCGUUGUCUUUAUGCCACAAAUAAGUGGCAAAAUCGAUAACAGAGAUGUCAUUUGGGAACAGAGAGUCUUCAAGAGUCCUCACUAUGUUCAUUACGAUGAACUUACUAAUUUUUUAAAGACAUUUUCGCGAAGAUAUAAGAACAUCGCAAGACUUAUUUCAGUGGGGAAGUCAGUGCAGAAUCGUGACUUAUGGGUGAUGCAGAUCACUGAUAAUCCAGAUAUCAUUGAACCUGGUGAACCAAUGUUUAAAUAUGUGGGCAACAUGCACGGGAAUGAAGCCAUUGGUAGACAAGUAUUGGUCAAUUUGAUUCAUUAUCUUCUUCAACACUACGGCAAACCCGGUCAUGAACGGAUUACUAAGCUGGUUAAUAAUACGAAUAUUUUUAUUAUGCCGUCAAUGAAUCCUGACGGAUUUGAAGCGGCAAAUGAAGGAGAGUGUGAUGGUUUACUAGGACGUGCUAAUAUAAACGGUGUGGAUUUGAAUCGAGAUUUCCCUGAUCAGUUUUCGAGUUGGGACACAUACGAUGCAAGUAAAUCUCAACCAGAGACCAAGGCUUUAAUAAGAUGGAUUUAUAAGAACCCAUUUGUGUUGUCAGCAAAUCUCCAUGGAGGGUCGGUAGUUGCUAGCUACCCAUAUGAUAGCAAUAGCCAAGGAAUUGAGGUACAUCAGUAUAGUAAAUCCCCUGACGACAAAGUAUUCAGGCAUUUAGCUCUUACUUAUUCAAGAAAUCAUUUAACUAUGAGUAAGGGAGAUCCAGAUUGUGUUGGAGGAAAGCACUUCCGUAAUGGGAUUACUAAUGGUGCCUAUUGGUAUAAUGUCCCUGGCGGCAUGCAAGAUGUCAACUAUCUAAUUAGUAAUUGUUUUGAAAUUACAUUAGAGUUGUCUUGUUGUAAGUACCCAGAUGCCGAAAAUUUACUCAAAGAAUGGAGGAAGAAUAAAAAGGCUUUGUUGGCUUAUAUAGAAGAAGUUCAUAAGGGGAUUAAAGGAUUUGUGAAGAACAGGAAUGGUCAAGGAAUAAAAGGAGCCAUUAUUCAUGUGGUUGGUCUUGCCCAUAAUGUUACUACAUAUAAGUAUGGAGAUUAUUGGAGAUUAUUGACACCUGGGAAUUACACUGUAGUUGUGUUUGCAGCUGGUUAUACAAGCGUUAACAAGUCACAUGUCAUUGUUAACGAUGGUCCUCCCACUGUGAUUAAUUUUGAGUUACAAAAAAACAAUAUUUUUUUACAAGAUUUACAAAAGCCAAAUAUUCCUCCAUGGUUGAGAGACUUAAUAUCAACAGAUAAGAAACCCCUUAGGAUCGUUAAACGAAGCCUUGAUGAUGAUGUGUCCUUAACAACUUCCAAGGUUCCAUAUUCAUUCAUUCCUACCACUGCUGAGGAGUUUAGACAGAUUAUUAAAGACUGGAUUGAACCAAGAAUAUUCAAGCACCAUAAUCAUCAAGAAAUGACUGUGUUAUUGAAGGCAAUUGCUCGUUUGUAUCCUAACAUUACAAGGCUUUAUUCAAUAGGGAAAUCAGUGCAAGGAAGAGAUUUGUGGGUGAUAGAAAUUACUGAUAAUCCUGGAAUCCAUGAACCAGGUGAGCCAGAGUUCAAAUAUGUAGGAAACAUGCAUGGCAACGAAGUGAUUGGAAGAGAAGUACUUCUGCUUUUAGCCCAGGGUUUGUGUGAAAACUACCACAAAAUUAGUGCAAUUACUGCCCUAGUCGAUUAUACUCGCAUGCAUAUCAUGCCUUCAAUGAAUCCUGAUGGACACGAAAUCUCUAUUGAGGGAGACAGAGAUUCUUCUAAUGGAAGAGAGAAUGCACAUCAAGUUGAUCUGAACAGGAACUUUCCCGAUCCUCUUUCUGAUAUAAAUAUCAAAAGAGAGCCCGAGACUAAGGCUAUCAUGAAGUGGCUGACAGAGUACCCAUUUGUAUUGUCAGCUAAUUUACAUGGAGGGUCUGUUGUUGCUAACUAUCCCUUUGAUGACUCAGUAUCAAGGAGAGAAGAAUACAGUAAAAGUCCUGAUGAUGAAGUCUUCCGAUUUCUUGCGAUGAAGUAUUCCAAAGCACACCCAACAAUGGCUAAUGGAAAACCACCCUGCUUAGAUGAGCCCACUGAAAUAUUCAAAGAUGGUAUAACUAAUGGUGCAAAAUGGUACAAUGUUAUUGGUGGAAUGCAGGACUAUAACUAUCUCCAUAGCAACUGCUUUGAGAUAACAGUUGAGAUGAGUUGUGUUAAAUACCCAUAUCAAACACAACUCAAAUCAUUUUGGGAUGCUAAUAAGGUGCCCUUGCUUACAUUCAUGGCGCAGGUCCAUACUGGUAUUAAAGGUUUUGUAACAAACACUGCCAAUACUGGGAUAUAUGGUGCUGUAAUAUCAGUAUCGGGUAUAGUACAUCCAAUCACAACAGGUAAAGAUGGUGACUAUUGGAGACUUCUUACCCCAGGCAGUUACACGGUCACUGCUUCUGCUAAGGGCUAUCAAUCACAGACCAUGGCUGUAACUGUGAAUAAUGGUUUGGCUACUACUUUGGAUUUCAUGUUAUUGAAAGUUGGUGAGAUAAGAACAACACCAGUUGUAACCAUAACACUUCCUCCCUCGACACCACAAUCACCACCAUCAGUUGCCAUGGAAAUAACACCUACAACACAACCUUCUACCGUUCACUCACCAACUGAGAGACCUUAUACUUACCAUAAUUAUGCACUGAUGACAAACCUUCUUACACAAUAUGCUAAACGAUGCUCAAAUAUCACCUCACUGUCAAGUAUUGGCACCAGUCUGAAAGGAAAAAACAUCUGGUCAAUGGAGUUGUCAUUUAAAUCAAAUCACCAUGGCAACAGCUAUAGACCUAGCGUUGGUUUGGUAGGAAGCUUACAAGGAAAGGAUGUGGUAGGACGUGAGCUCUUAUUGACAUUUAUUGAAUACUUGUGUGAGGGAUACAGGAACAGAGAUGCACGUGUUGUAAAGCUACUGCAAGCUACAGAUAUUCAUGUCAUCCCCUUGGUAGAUGUGGAUGGAAAUGAAAUGGCGAUAGAGGGAGAUUGUGAGGGCAAGACCCACCCACAAGAUGAUCUGUCAAGAAGCUUUUAUUACGAUACCAAUACCAAACGAAGACGUGAUGUACCUGACAAAAUAACAUCUUUCCUGCAGUCAGCCGCACAAGAACCUAAAGAAGUAACAGCAGUAAAAAAGUGGAUGAAAGAGAAAAGAUUUUCAUUACUUGCUGACAUCAAUGGUGGAGAGCUUGUCGCAAGAUACCCUCUAAGCGGCCAUUCAAGUGAUGACAAACGUGUCAAAGAUUCAUCAACAGCUGACCAAUCAACGUUUAUUGACAUUGCGUCAUCUUAUGCCAAACGUCAUCCCACAAUGCACUUGGGUCACGGGUGUAAUGCUUCAGUAGAUCAUUUUGAUAAUGGGAUUGUAAAUGGUGAUAAAUGGAAGGAACUGCAUUACACUAUGCAGGACUAUGCCUAUCUCCAUCUCAACAUGCUGCAGAUGUCAUUCUUUGUUUCUUGCUGUAAAUACCCCCAGAGGAACAGUUUUACGCCUAUUCUCAAGGCAAAUGGUCUGCCGUUACUUGAAUUGGUCGAGAAAUGCCAGCAGGCUGUAGUGGGUACUGUUCAUACCUUCAACCACACGCCAAUAGCCAAUGUGUCUAUUACUGUAGCUAAUUCUGCUAUACAAAUAGACGUUCAUCAGACAAAUGCAAACUUUUACAAAAUACUUGCGCCAGGGAAAUACAGACUUACAGCACAUGCCCAGGGUUAUUCCAGCAGUACCAAAGAUGUACAGAUAAAGUCAGGAAAAACGACUAAUGUCAUGUUUAACUUACAUAAAAUACCCAAAUUCAAACAUCACAAGGGUGAAUCGAUUGGUCGAUGGAUGAAGGACAUGUCCAACAGAUGCCCUGAUAUAUCACGUGUCUAUAAUAUCGGUAUGACGUCACAGAUCCGUCGUUUGUGGGUGAUGGAGCUGUCCAACAACCCAGGCAAACACGAACCAGGAGAACCGGAAGUCAGAUAUACUGCAGGUAUCCAUGGCAACGAGGUGGUUGGUAAAGAACUGCUGUUGUUAUUGAUAGAGCAUUUGUGUUUGAGUUACGGCAAAGAUGACGUAGUAACACGCCUGCUCAAUACCACUCGUCUGCACUUCCUGCCUCUUAUGAACCCAGAUGGCGCUACUCUCGCUGAGGAAGGGGAUUGUCACUCAACUAAGGGAAGAGACAAUGCAAGAGGUGUAGAUUUGAACUCUAACUUCCCAGGAAUUUACAGCAAGACCCACAAGGUCCGCGAACCAGAGACACAGGCGAUUAUGAAAUGGUUAAAAGAAAAUCCGUUCGUCUUAGCAGCCAACUUGUAUGGAGGUAGUCUACAUGCUGGCUACCCUUACUAUGCCCACCCUAAAGACAUAACUUCUGCUAAUCUACCUCCCGACGAUGACGUAUUCCGUUACCUGGCAACUACUUAUGCCAACGCACAUCCCACUAUGCAUCAUGGGAAGCCUUCGUGCCCAGGCCUUGAGGCGAGGGAAGAGUUUGACAAGGGAAUAACCAAUGGAGCUGCUAGAAGAAGCUACAGCGGUGGGAUGCAAGACUAUAGUUAUGAUAAUACGAACUGCUUUGAGAUAUCCGUGUAUGUUGGUUGCUGUAAGUUCCCAUAUGCUCGUGAAUUGGAACACCUCUGGAAGGAAAAUAAAGAUGCCCUUAUGCAGUUUGCUUUUCAGGCUCAUCGUGGUAUUCGCGGCUUUGUACGGGAUGACAAAGGCAACCCAAUCAAAGAUGCUGUUAUAUCAAUCAAUGGCAGGCAACAUGACGUCACUACUGGCGAACACGGAGACUACUGGCGACUUCUAGUUCCAGGAAAAUAUGAAAUCACGGUCUCAGCACCAGGAAGAGGCAAGACUACUAAGCACAUUGAAGUCUUACCGAAUGAGCCAGCAAUGCAGGUGGACUUAAUGGUCAGCAGUAAGGGGUUCCCGUUUGGAAUGCCAGCCAUGAUUGUUGCUGCUAUUUGUGUUCUUGUUCUUAUCACCCUUCUUUUGGUUUGUUGUGGAUUAUGGAAAAUUAACAGGCGAAGAAAACUAAGAACUGCUUUACGAAGAGGCGGUUACCAAAAUGAUUAUGACAACGCCCUGUCAAUCGAUUCAUUCAACUCGAAAGCCUUGCUUAAUAAUGAUUACUCUGAUGAUACAGAAGACGACGAAGAAGACAUUAUUUUAGAACAUCCCAGAAGAUGAACAUACUUUAAAUAGUUCAGCUCCGAUCCUAUUUUAAUCGAUUGAGUAGAAUGUUUGUUAAUUAUCGACGAUAAGUGAAAAUAAUCGAAAACAUUAAUGAAGCGCAUCGUUGUUCUUUUCAUCCAUUGGGUGAUGACGUCAUGGUACUACAUUUACCAUAAUCCUUAUCAAAAUUGUCUAGAAUGCUAGAGCACGAAAAUAUAUUAAGGACUGAUGAGCUCGUUACCAUCACGCCAUAUUACCUUCUUAAAACGAGCAACUAUGUCAAAAUAAACAACAUAAAUGAAAAAAAGAGCACCUCGACAUUAGUAUGCAGGCGGAGUCAUACUAUCACAUUGGACUACUGUCUUCGCAUGGAUACUUGUCUCUCCCUCCACGGGAUGAACAAACCUACCGAGUAGGGUGGGGUGGGGUACCUCUGUACGCAGACAUGAUUCUGUUCUAUACUUGAGGUUUAUCCUUUAAGACGGAGAUGACUCCAAGGGUCGCAAUAUUUUUCUAUUCGUCAAUUCUGUACAGAAAUACUUAGAAAUGUCAGUUUGAAUUAGUUUAACAUGCAAAUGGGUUUAACAAAUAUUAGUGUUGGGGAUAAUCAAGAGAAUAUCUCGGAAUAAUAUAAAGUUCAAAAUAUUUUUUUAAGCAACAAAAUUCUACGAGGUAACCUGAAAAAAAUAAACUAAGAAUAUUUCAACAAACACUGGGCAUUUUAUCCUUAAAGUUUGUAAUAAUCAGGUUUGGGAAAUGAAAUAGAAAAUAAAUAAACUAUAGCACUAUUAAAGGAAGGUGUUGACGAUCUGUUGAGUGAUUCGCGCGGGGUCUUCUUGUAAGGCAUACAUCUUGUAGUCCUAUUGCACAUGUUAGCGCACCUGUCAUUAUAGUCUGCGCACUGUCGACAUGUACUCGAAUGCUUGGUCAAAGUGCAUCAAAGUUAAUUUAAUUAGUCAGAAACGAUAUUGACUAACAAUCAUAACGAACAGAUUUGCACGAGUUCAAGAGAAGGACAAGUAUACUCGAGAAAUGUACUUAGUUGUAUCUAUACGGACAAAUAGGACUAUUAAAGUAAAUGGUUGCUCAAAAAUGUUUGGGUAACAAUCGUUUCAGAACAAU
Messenger RNA from Actinia tenebrosa (Australian red waratah sea anemone), 6400 nucleotides. Its product is annotated as carboxypeptidase D. Lineage: Eukaryota; Metazoa; Cnidaria; Anthozoa; Actiniaria; Actiniidae. The record is from RefSeq and is a predicted model, not a curated record. Gene Ontology annotation, biological process: protein processing; peptide metabolic process. Gene Ontology annotation, molecular function: metallocarboxypeptidase activity; zinc ion binding.